Gekko japonicus is the source of this 1546-nucleotide messenger RNA. Its product is annotated as calcium-binding mitochondrial carrier protein SCaMC-2-like. The transcript has 2 exons. NCBI's taxonomy places the organism in Eukaryota, Metazoa, Chordata, Lepidosauria, Squamata, Gekkonidae. The record is from RefSeq and is a predicted model, not a curated record. The coding region runs from base 84 to 512 and encodes 142 amino acids. Gene Ontology annotation, molecular function: calcium ion binding.
CUCUGCGUGAGGGGGACGCUCACUCAGGCCGCUUCCGUUGGGCCAGGGCGCCAUUUACCGGCGAGCGGCUCUGCGAGGCGGCUAUGCCGGCUGGCGCACGGCGGUCGCUGGCUUCCCCGGUGGUGAGCGGCGUCCUCUGUCAGUGCGGCGGUGGUGCCGCCGCGGCCACGUCGACAUCGCCCGCGGCCUCCGGGCAGCUGCCGGCCAGCGAGGCGAGCUCUUCCCCCCCGUGCCUCCUGGAGCAGGAGCGGCGCUUCCACAGCCUUUUCCGCCUGCUCGACGUGAACCGCGACGGCGCCCUUUGCGUCCACGACUUGGCCGUGGGGCUGGGCCGGCUCGGACUCUACCGCUCGGAGAGGGACCUGUGGACUCUGGAAACUCUCCUGUCUUCUCAUGUGUCUCGACUGUCUAGACUCCAGCAUGUGAGCUGCGCCACUUGCCUUCUCGUGCGCAUAAAGAAGUACGGCCAGCUCUCUCACCGUAAACUACAGGGGCGAGUGUAUGUUUGCUGAAAUGGUUCAAAAUUUGGCAGUUGUGUUAAUUUUCCACAGAAUUUUGACGUCCAUCUGUCUCGUAUGUCACAGUUGUGUAGUGCCAGCUAAUGGUCGUGUCAGAUGAGUUGCCUGGUGAGCCAUAUCACAGCUUUGUUAUAUUUUUAAACACAGCCUUUGAUUUCUUUUUCUUUGAGUAUUGUGUGUCUUUCUGUGCCAUAUUUGGACUGCAGUUUUGGAUUGCCUUAUAAUAAACUUCCACUUAUGUGUGUGGGUAGUUGAAAGUUGCGGGUGAGCCUCAUCCACAGAACAGGUAAGAAACAGCCAAAGAUUUCGUGAACGCUGAGGCUUACCUCUCUGCUUUGAUUUAUUUAAUUAGCUACUUUGAAGGCCACAUAUUUUGGUUGAUGGUAGCCAGGCGUUAUUUCUGGUUGCCACAGAUGCUGCCUGUGCCUCAUGCAGAAGGAUUUAGGGAGGGGCCAGGUCAGUCUGACUUUGUCAGGACACAUAGGAACAGCAAGGGAAGUUAUUGCUGCUCCAGAGGUUAAAGGGAUCUUCCUGUCAUUUUGGUGCACAGUGAACUCGGGAGGGGCAGUCCUUUUCUUCGGCCCAGCAUGAAGGGAAACACCCCUGCUCUAGUAUUAUGUUAACCGUGAAACACAACAACAUAAUAAGCAGUGUAGUGAAGAGGGUGCCAGAGGACCAUCCUGACCGAUUCUCUGACAUCACCUGUGGCUGCCACCCACUGGAAUCGGGAGGAGAGAGGGUUCCUAGCACCUUGCCCCUCCUCCCCUCAGCAGUUUUCCCCUUUUAUAUCCUGUGGAGGCUGAGAACCUUCCUCACUGGCUACCUGACAGGUCUUGUGGGGAUCCCUGUGGGAGGCAGGUGGCCGGCCAUGGGCGCCACCACUAUUCAGUUGUUGCGGCUGUUCUUUCAUGGGGGCAGGCUUCCCGGGCAGCUGCCUGAACUCCUCCCAAGGUGGCCUCCUAAUGAGCUCGGGAGCCUCUUUUCCUCUGGAUCACUACGUUGUGUGGAAUUUGCUACAUCUUAUACUG